Phyllostomus discolor (pale spear-nosed bat) is the source of this 3888-nucleotide messenger RNA. RefSeq names its product oxysterol binding protein (gene OSBP). The record is from RefSeq and is a predicted model, not a curated record. The coding region runs from base 338 to 2779 and encodes 813 amino acids. Lineage: Eukaryota; Metazoa; Chordata; Mammalia; Chiroptera; Phyllostomidae. Gene Ontology annotation, cellular component: intracellular membrane-bounded organelle; membrane; cytosol. The transcript has 14 exons. Gene Ontology annotation, molecular function: sterol binding.
CCAAUGAGCUUUACAAGAAUCUGAUGGGCUUUUACGUAAACCAAUCAAAGGCGUGCCUGGAGGACGGGUCCCAUCCCCGGGCUCUCACUUGGCGGUAAGGAAUGACAGGCCCGAAGAAAAAUGCCAAUAUCCUAGAGGUCUUCCGCAAGUGACACUCAGCAGCACCAAUCGACUUUCUUUUACCGGCGACCGAUCCCUCCUCCCCACGGCGGGCCUGGCAGGGCGGUGACGCUGCGCGGCGGCGGCGGCUGAUGCGCUAGCUCUGUGGGGCUCUCCGGACGGCGACGGCGGCUUUCGUAGGCGGUUCCGGUCCUGUGUCUCCGGGCGGUGGCAGUUCAUGGCGGCGACGGAGCUGAGAGGAGUGGUGGGGUCGGGCCCGGCAGCCAUUGCAGCUCCGGGCGGCGGCGGCACCGGUCCCCCCUUAGUGGGAGGUGGAGGCGGCCGCGGAGACGCUGGGUCAGGCUCCGGGCCAGGCUCCGGGCCCGCGCCGGGCACUGUGGCCGCGGCGGCUGCGAGCGGCCCUGGCCCCGGGACUGGGGGAGUGGCGGCGGCGAGCCCAGCCUCAGCGCCGCCGACGGGGGGCUCUGGCGGCUCGGGCGCUGGGGGUUCAGGCUCGGCUCGAGAGGGCUGGCUCUUCAAAUGGACCAAUUAUAUCAAAGGCUACCAGCGGCGGUGGUUCGUGCUGAGCAACGGGCUCCUGAGCUACUACAGGUCAAAGGCAGAAAUGAGACACACCUGCCGUGGAACCAUUAACCUCGCCACAGCCAACAUCACUGUGGAGGACUCCUGCAACUUCAUGAUCUCCAAUGGGGGAGCUCAGACCUACCACCUGAAGGCCAGCUCGGAAGUGGAGCGCCAGCGCUGGGUGACGGCCCUGGAGCUGGCCAAGGCCAAGGCUGUGAAGAUGCUGGCAGAAUCAGAUGAGUCAGGAGAUGAAGAGUCUGUCUCACAAACUGACAAGACAGAGCUGCAGAAUACCCUGCGGACCCUGACCAGCAAAGUGGAGGACCUGAGCACGUGCAACGACCUGAUAGCCAAGCACGGCACGGCGUUGCAGCGCUCCCUCAGUGAGCUGGAGUCCCUGAGGUUGCCCGCCGAGAGCAACGAGAAGAUCAAGCAGGUCAACGAGCGGGCCACUCUCUUUAGGAUCACAUCCAAUGCCAUGAUCAAUGCCUGCAGAGAUUUCCUUACGUUAGCCCAGACCCACAGUAAAAAGUGGCAGAAGUCACUGCAGUAUGAGAGAGACCAGCGUAUCCGGCUGGAGGAGACCCUGGAGCAGCUGGCCAAACAGCAUAAUCACCUGGAGCGGGCCUUCCGAGGAGCCACGGUGCUGCCGGCGAACACUCCUGACAGUGUAGGUUCCAGUAAAGAUCGGUGCUGCUCUGGCAAAGGAGACAUGAGUGAUGAGGAUGAUGAGAAUGAAUUUUUUGAUGCGCCUGAGAUCAUCGCCACGCCUGUGAAUUUGGGCCACAAACGAACUGACAGCAACAUCAGUGGAGCCAGCAGUGACAUCAGCCUUGAUGAACAGUACAAGUAUCAGCUGGAAGAGACCAAGAAGGUCAAGAGAACUCACAUACCACAGAAGCCAAACUAUAGCCUCAAUUUGUGGAGCAUCAUGAAGAACUGCAUCGGGAAAGAACUCUCGAAGAUCCCCAUGCCGGUGAACUUUAAUGAGCCCUUAUCCAUGCUUCAGCGCCUUACUGAAGAUCUGGAAUACCAUGAGCUAUUAGACCAAGCUGCAAAAUGUAAGAACUCUCUAGAACAGCUCUGUUAUGUUGCAGCUUUCACCGUGUCCUCCUACUCCACUACUGUCUUCCGUACCAGCAAGCCAUUCAACCCACUCCUUGGGGAGACCUUCGAGCUGGAUCGAAUAGAGGAGAAUGGGUACCGAUCCCUCUGUGAGCAGGUGAGUCAUCAUCCCCCCGCUGCUGCACACCAUGCCGAGUCCGUAAACGGCUGGACGCUGCGUCAGGAAAUCAAAAUCACCAGCAAGUUUCGAGGCAAAUACCUCUCCAUUAUGCCCCUAGGCAGCAUCCACUGUAUUUUCAAAGACAGCGAGCACCACUACACUUGGAAGAAGGUGACCACAACCGUGCACAACAUCAUCGUGGGCAAGCUGUGGAUAGACCAGUCUGGUGAAAUUGAUAUUAUAAAUCACAAGACGGGAGACAGUUGCAAACUUAAAUUUGUUCCUUAUAGCUACUUUUCUCGGGAUAUAGCAAGAAAGGUGACCGGGGAAGUGAAAGAUGAAUCAGGAAAAGUUCACUUUGUCCUGCUGGGGACGUGGGAUGAGAAAAUGGACUGUUUCAAAGUACAGCCAGCGACUGGGGACAAUGGGGGUGAUGCUCGACAGAGAGGCCACGAAGCAGAGGAGAGCAGGGUCACGCUGUGGCAGCGGAAUCCUUUACCGAAGAACGCAGAAAACAUGUACUACUUCUCAGAGCUGGCUCUGACUCUCAACGCCGAGGAAGCUGGCACUGCUCCCACAGACAGCCGGUUACGGCCCGACCAGAGACUCAUGGAAGAAGGGAAGUGGGAUGAAGCAAAUGCUGAGAAGCAGCGCCUGGAGGAAAAGCAAAGGCUUUCCAGAAGGAAGAGAGAAGCAGAAUCUAUGAAAGGCAUGGCCAAAGAGGAUGGCACACCCUGCGAUCCCUAUAAGGCACUGUGGUUUGAGCCGAAGGAAGACCCUGUUACCAAGGAGUUAACCCAUAUUUAUAGGGGAGGAUACUGGGAGUCUAAAGAAAAGCAGGACUGGAGCUUAUGCCCAAACAUUUUCUGAACCAACAGCGAGGAAAAGGAGGAGGAGGAGCCAAAGGCCAAGGGGACAGAAGAUGCCCCGGAAAGCUGGGAUUCCCUUCCAGAGGGCUUUCCUCAAGUUUGUCUGUCUUAACCAAUCAUUUUUUCCAAAUCAAUCACCAGAAGCAGACACCAGUGGUGGUGAUUGGCUGGUUGCCUUAGCUGAUUGAAACUGAAAUCAACAUACUAGAUGCCUGUGUUUGUAAGGGAGAGGUUUAGUGGCUGAAAGGUAGUGUUCCACUUCUGUAGAGGCAAAUAUUCUUGGCUCUUCCUUCCCCCUCGGCCCCCACUCAAGACGGUGUCGUCCAGCCUCCCCUCGUAGUGUCCUGCUCAGCCAAGACCUGCGCACGACUAUGAUCCGGGGCAUUCGGUGCCGUUCAGAGUAAGAGCUGGUUUUGGAAGUUCCCUUAGAAAGAAACAUCUAAGACUUACCAGCAGCGGCAUCGUGCAGGAUUGCAGUGGAGCGCGGGGUGGACCUUAUGAGACGCGCUCACCAGUGGGGCCCGUGGCAUGGUGUGUCCGUGUGUGGAUGACCGCGGCUUGGGACACUCAGCAGGAGAACUCUUCUGUAAGGUCGGAACCCUGGGUCACGUUCUUGGGCGUUUCUGUCUCCACCCACGUAAAACACCAUUCUGCUGCUCUCCAGCUCCUUGGACAGCACCCGAGGCCGCCUCGGGGGUUGGUAGGAGGGCUGCAGCAUCCUCACAAAGGGGCUUCGUGGACUCGCUCCGGCAGAGAACUCCUGAGAACACAGGCAGGAUGGAGAAAGACUGCCGGCCACCUUUGCGUUCCGACUUCCUCCUCACUCCCGUCCUUCACUUCCUUUCACACUUCGCUUCUCUCUCUCCCCGCACGGUACCAGUUUGGGUCUCUGCCCCAGCGUGGAGCAGGGCACGUCCUGUCCCAUUCUGAUCUCCGGCAGACUUUGAGAGAAGCGGUUCAUCUGGAAUGAAAGUUGUCACCAUCUCUCAAGCCCCAUGGACUGGAGCCACCUAUGGAAUAAUGUAUUAAAAAUCUGUAUAUUAUACAUAUGUAGAGAAAAAUCUAAUUUUUGUUUGAUUUUCCUUCUUCCUUUUAAGAACCUUGUUUUUU